Procambarus clarkii (red swamp crayfish) is the source of this 1687-nucleotide messenger RNA. The record is from RefSeq and is a predicted model, not a curated record. Lineage: Eukaryota; Metazoa; Arthropoda; Malacostraca; Decapoda; Cambaridae.
CACCAUCGCUGGAGCCGGCACCACCACCAUCACCACCACUAUCAGCACCAUCACCCCUGGAGCCAACACCACCACUCCGAGGCUGUCUCUAGCCUCGUCCCACUGUCACCCAGAGAGAGAGAAGCACAAUAGAAACUUAAUAAGAAUAUCUGACGUCCACAGUGAAGAAAGUUUUCUUUUCAAAGAAAUAAACAUCGAAAAAAAUAUUAUUGUGUGUAGGAGAAAUGUUUAAGCCAACAAGGAACAGGAACACUGCGUUGUUCGCCUCCCAACCAAUCAAAAGAGGUUUAGCGGGUGUUUAGCUGUACGGGCCAAUAAGAAGAGAUAUCAACGGGUGUUAAGUCAUUUCACUCUAACCAUCAGAGCCUUACAUUUAAAGCAAGUGAGACAGAAACAACGACGUUUCGAAGCAAUCAGUCGUACCACCCGACACGAAACGGCUUCGACGAAGGUAACCCAACCGAAAUAAAGGUUGCGACUGGUGUCACCCUACAAUAGAACGCCUUCAGGGGUGUCACCCCACAAGGCGCAGUAGCGUCACUUAACGAGAGGUGCUCCUCUAGUGUCAGUCAGCGAGGACGAGUGCGGCCGGAGGUGGAACUCGAAGGACUGGUGUUGGUGUGUGUGAGUGUGUGGGAGGGCGGCAAGGAUAAACUUCUUGAUCUUGCUUGUAAAGAGGCGCCCUUGACCACUCAAGAUGGCUGGCGUCUUGGGAAACUUCAUGCGACACUCGCGGGCCCGCUCCGAGAUGCAGCGCCGCAGGGAGCAGCUCAAGGCUGAGAGAGAAGAGCCUCAUGCCCGAAGCAAGAGUGGCUCCGUCGAUGCUGUGCCCAAGAGUCAGGCUGGGAAAGGAGUGGCCGCCCAGAAGGGAGGAACACCCUCCAAGAACAACAAACAGGUGACCAAACCCUCCGCCCAGAAGACGCAGGUGAAGCAGGCGCCCUCCAAGGGCCAGGUCAAAGGAGGCAAGAAGGGCAAGAAGGGCAUGAAGCACCAGCAAUACGACCUUAUUGUCACCAUAGACCUGGUUGAAUAUGGGCUGACAGAUGACCUCGUGGCGGAGUUUAAAGAAGCCUUCAUGCUCUUCGACAAGGACGAAGAUGGUUUGAUCACAACGGCUGAGUUAGGAGUGGUGAUGCGCUCACUCGGACAGCGGCCAUCAGAAACUGAGCUGCGUAAGUUGGUGGGCGAGGUGGAGACCUGCGCUGACGGAACCAUCGAGUUUAAUGAGUUCCUGCAGAUGAUGAGUAAGAAGCUGAAGGAUAUUGGUAAUGAAGAUGAACUCAAGGAGGCCUUCAAAGUGUUUGAUAAGAAGAACUCCGGCUACCUGUCGUCGACGGAGCUGCGUCACGUGAUGACCAGCAUGGGGGAGAGGAUGUCCGAGCAGGAGGUGGAGGACAUGAUCAAGGAGGCGUCACCCAACAGCGACGGCAAAGUCAACUACGAAGAGUUCGUGAAUAUCAUUGCCAGAAAGCAUUAAGACUCCCGGCCACCACAGCGUAACAUCGUGUACAUAGGGUUUUGUACUUUUGUAGAAUUAUUUCACCUGAUAUAUUUUGUUAAGAUGUCAACUACCCUAACACAUGGAAGGCUAACAAUGAGACCUGCCCGUGGUACAGCCCACAUAUGUUAUUAUUUCCAUUUGUUAUCUCAUCUGCCCUUUGUUGUGUGUGUGUAUAUAUAUAUA